Messenger RNA from Plasmodium fragile, 1197 nucleotides. RefSeq lists its product as uncharacterized. Gene Ontology annotation, biological process: base-excision repair. Gene Ontology annotation, cellular component: nucleus; mitochondrion. Bases 1 to 1197 code for a protein of 398 amino acids. Gene Ontology annotation, molecular function: DNA-(apurinic or apyrimidinic site) endonuclease activity; zinc ion binding; phosphoric diester hydrolase activity. The record is from RefSeq and is a predicted model, not a curated record. The transcript has a single exon. NCBI's taxonomy places the organism in Eukaryota, Apicomplexa, Aconoidasida, Haemosporida, Plasmodiidae.
AUGACCAGUAUUACAAAAGGGGAGACCAAGGUGAAGCAGGAGGAGGAGGAGGAGAAGAAGAAGGAGAAGGAGCAUUUAUCUGUCUCGAAAAAAAAAAUUGACAAGCAGGAAAAAAAAAAUACUGUAAUGAGAGAACAAGGGGAUAAGGAAAAGGAAAAGCAAAAGCAAAAGGAAAAAAAAAAAAAAAAAAAAGGUACACAAAUUAAAGGAGAAAUACAAAAGGGUAAAGACAAAGUAGCAUCGAUUUAUCCUCCCAUCCCCAAAAGUAUGGAUGACAGGUGGAACGACUUUUAUAGGAUUCAAAAUUAUUCAAAAAUUACGAAUGUGUAUCUGGGGGCACACAUAUCAGCAGCAGGAGGAGUACAGAAUUCACCAACAAACUGUUUCAACGUGGCCGGACAAGCUUUUGCCUUAUUUUUAAAAAACCAGAGAAAGUGGGAUAGUCCUGCCUUUUCCGCUGCAAAUAUAAAACAGUUUGAGCAAAACUGCAAAGCAUAUAAUUUGGACCCAAAAUUUAUUCUGCCCCAUGGGUCAUACUUAAUUAAUUUAGCAAAUCCUGAUAAGGAGAAAAGAGAGAAAUCUUAUGCCUCGUUCCUAGACGAUGUGAAAAGGUGUGAACAGUUAAAUGUUAAACUUUAUAAUUUUCAUCCUGGGUCAACAACAGGGUUAUGUUCCCUCGAGGAAGGAAUUCGAAAUGUCGCCGAAUGUAUUAACAGGGUACACAAAGAAACUUCUAACGUUGUGAUAGUCCUUGAGAAUUCAGCGGGACAAAAAAAUUCUGUAGGAUCCAAAUUUGAAGACUUAAAAAAAAUUAUUAACCAAGUUGAAGAUAAGACAAGAAUAGGAGUCUGCCUUGAUACAUGUCACACAUUUGCAGCUGGCUAUGACAUCAGAUCAUACAAUGACUUCGAUACAGUGAUGAACAAAUUUGAUUCAGUUGUAGACUCCACCUACUUAAAAGCUGUUCACCUUAAUGACUCCAAAUCGGACCUUGGCAGUGGCUUGGACAGGCAUGAAAAUAUCGGCAAGGGAAAACUUACUCUUGAAACUUUCAAAUAUGUAAUGACUUCAAAGUACUUUAAAAAUAUUCCCAUCAUUUUGGAGACCCCAGAUGUUACCGAUGAUGAGUCGGUGUAUAAAUAUGAGAUCAGAUAUCUGUACGAGAUGGUUGUGAAGCCGUCCGGGGAGGACAGCUAG